AUGAAGAACUGUUCGGCUUCUGUAGCACCUAUCAUUAAAGGAGACAAAUUCAGUAAUGAUCAAUGUCCCCGAAAUGCAUUAGAACAGGAGCAGAUGAAAAACAUUCCAUAUGCAUCUGCAAUUGGCAGUCUAUUGUAUGCACAAGUUUGCACUAGACCUGACAUUGCGAUGGCAGUUGGAAUGUUGGGUCGAUAUCAAAGUAACCCAGAAAUGGAACAUUGGAAAGCUGCAAAGAAAGUCAUGCGGUAUUUGCAAGGAACAAAGGACUACGGUUUGACAUUCAGACACACUGACCAUUUGGAGGUGGUUGGGUAUUCAGAUUUAGAUUUUACUGGAUGUGUAGAUAGUAGAAAAUCUACUUCAGGGUAUAUCUUUCUCUUGGCUGGAGGGGCUAUAUCCUGGAGAAGUAACAAGCAAACUAUAAUUGCUACAUUUAUAAUGGAAAUAGAAUUUAUUGCAUGCUAUGAAGCCACUACACAGGCGCUAUGGAGGAAAAUAAUCAGUCAUCUAAUUAAUAACGAGGGUCCCUAG
This is a messenger RNA of Alnus glutinosa, 531 nucleotides long. RefSeq names its product secreted RxLR effector protein 161-like. The transcript is spliced from 2 exons. Bases 1 to 531 code for a protein of 176 amino acids. The record is from RefSeq and is a predicted model, not a curated record. NCBI's taxonomy places the organism in Eukaryota, Viridiplantae, Streptophyta, Magnoliopsida, Fagales, Betulaceae.